Knipowitschia caucasica is the source of this 339-nucleotide messenger RNA. NCBI's taxonomy places the organism in Eukaryota, Metazoa, Chordata, Actinopteri, Gobiiformes, Gobiidae. The record is from the annotation of a GenBank genome assembly.
AUGUGGACGUCCCUCACUGCUCUGACCAUGUGGACGUCACUCUCUGCUCUGACCAUGUGGACGUCACUCGCUGCUCUGACCAUGUGGACGUCACUCUCUGCUCUGACCAUGUGGACGUCACUCUCUGCUCUGACCAUGUGGACGUCACUCUCUGCUCUGACCAUGUGGACGUCACUCUGCUCUGACCAUGUGGACGUCACUCUCUGCUCUGACCAUGUGGACGUCACUCUCUGCUCUGACCAUGUGGACGUCACUCUCUGCUCUGACCAUGUGGACGUCACUCUCUGCUCUGACCAUGUGGACGUCACUCUCUGCUCUGACCAUGUGGACGUCACCUGA